AUGGCGCCGGCGCUGCUGUCCAUGUCGCGAUGGCUGCCGCACGGCACGGGCCGCGAGAGCAAUAUCGAGUUGGAGCCUAUAACGGAGCAGUGGACGGAGGAGGGCAACGGGCAGCGCAGUGCGCGAUGGGGCACAGAAUUGCGCGGUGACUCCGGCACCCACACACCAGGGUACGAACCUUGCUCCCAAAGCAACCAUGGCUCCGCAUUUGACGCUGCAGCUUUGGAGGACAGGCUCAUGAACGAGCCACUCAUUGCCGACCCUACCGUCGCCGCUGCCACCGCUGCCGCUUCCGAGCCUCCGCCGGGCCUACCGAGCUGGCUCCGGGAGGUGGAUGUAGGCUCGGCGAGUACAGGCUUGACUCCGCACGUCCGGUUCGACGACUCUGGCUCCAAUCUGUCCCAGGACAUGGACGGUGCCGAACCUCUGCAUGAGUCUCGGGCCGAGCCUCCGCCGCGUUUGGAUCAGCGAACGAAACUCACGCUUGCGCUCGACGCUGCAGGGGAGCACGACGAGGAUGGCAUGGGGGCUGAUGAUGUGGACAAAGACAAACCAAUCGGAUUCCUCGAAAUUCCGGACGAGUUGAGAGCCAGUCGUGUGGAAGCAGCGUUUGCAGCAGCAGAUAUGAACGGGGAGCGGCGAGGGAGGCGGGUGUUCCGUGCGAGUGAGAGCAGUGGGAGCAGCACGGGCGGCGGGCGAGGCAAGCAGUGGGAGGGACGCGGGGCGGAUGGGGAGGAGCUGGACGAGGAUGCUUCCGAGCAGUUUCUGUUGGACAAGGAGGUUGUGCAAGCCAUGUACGAGUCAGUGACACACAUGCAGUGGCUCACGGAGAACUUCAAGAACCUGCUCGCAUUCUCGCUCUACACGUGCCUCUAUCUCACCGUGCUCUACCUGCAAGCCGACUCCUCCCGCAAUUAUGAGGUCGCCACCUCGCACAACAUCCUGCUGCCGCCUGGAGUGUCAGGUGCAGUGACCAACACGCUGAGUGGACCAGAGGACUUCUAUACCUGGCUCAACGACACCAUUCUCCAGGUGGUCUGGAAGGACCCCCCUUGUGGCAAUGGGGUGUGCGAGCGCCCCUUGGAGUUCCCAGCCUUCGGCCGCUUUGGCUGUGAGGCGGACUGCGGGGUGCUGCCGUCCCUGCGCCCGCUCACGCUGCGCCUCUCCUCCUCCUUCGCCUCGCUUGAAUACGCCCAAGCCUCCUCCUGGAACCUCUGCCCCCAGGGCCUGCCCUCCCUCUGCUGGUACGAGGCGCCUCAGGUGUUUUCUCAGGUGGCGGCGGAGUGGGAGCAGACACUGUGGGUACCGGAGGGCGACUGGGAGGUGGUGCUCUCUGCGCCCUUUGGAGGCGUCACUGGCCUCGUCUACCCCGCUGCUCAAUCCUCUCAAUCUGCUGACCUGCCCAUCGACUCGCCUGCUUACUUUGGCUCUUCUGACUCCUCCUCCUUCUCCUCCUCCUCCUCCUCCUCCUCCUCCUCCUCCUCCUCCUCCUCCUCCUCCUCCUCCUCCUCCUCCUCCUCCUCCUCCUCCUCCUCCUCCUCCUCAUCAUCAUCAUCCUCGUCCUCCCCUCAGCCCAUAGCCCAGUGGGGCGGCUGUCAAGAGGUCACCACCUCGCCGCUCACGCGCUGCCGAUCUGCGUGUGCGGUGUUGGCACGCUGUGUGCUCGAGGCGUGCCCCAACCCGCUCUCUCCUCGUGUGCUCGCGGCCGUCUUUGUCGACUGUGCUGCCGCCUGCAACGACCCGCCACACACACCGCCCGUCCCCGCCCACAACCUCACCUGCACACAGGAGGCACCCUUUCCCUACAACCACUACAGCCACUACCAUCCGCAUGGGCCAGCAGGACAGCAGGGCGUAGCUGACGACACCCUCUGGGAGGCCCUUGGUUCCUCCGACCAGCAGCGAAUCCAGAACUGCCACGUGGCAGUCGCCCGUGCGCUCUACACAGCUGUCAAGGACAGCUGUCUCGUCUUUGCCGUCCCGUUCCAGCCGCCCCUCCCCUCUGCCGCCCAAUCCUCUGCGCCCGCCCUGCUCGCCCCUGCCGCCCGGCUGCGUCUCGUGGCGUUUCUGUGCUCGCUGAUGGGCGGCGAGCAGGCGGCUCAGCGAGUGCAGGGGUGCAACUACACGCACCAUGCUUCUGGGCGGCAGCUGGUGACGCUGCAGCAGCUAAGCACUGAUGUGCCCUGGGCCCAUGCCAA
Messenger RNA from Closterium sp. Naga37s-1, 2198 nucleotides. NCBI's taxonomy places the organism in Eukaryota, Viridiplantae, Streptophyta, Zygnematophyceae, Desmidiales, Closteriaceae. The record is from the annotation of a GenBank genome assembly.